CUAGUUUUUGCAACGGCUAAGGGCCUGUGGGUUUAUUAUAAGGCGGAGCUCGGCUGGAGAGGUGCGGGCCAGAUCCCAUCCGAGCGCAGAGGAAUCUGGCAGUAGAGAGCGAACUCCAGCGGGGUACCGUAACGCCCUCGCUUAGGACAGCAGAGCGCUGGGCAGGCGCCCGAGGGAGCAUCGCGCAGAGCAACCGGCGGAGCCGGCCUCAGCCCCGACCAGCGCAGCCAGCCGAGCUCCAGCCGCCGGUUCAGCCAGCAUGAGGCGCGCGGCGCUCUGGCUCUGGGUUUGCGCGCUGGCGCUGCGCCUGCAGCCAGCCCUCCCGCAAAUUAUGGCCACAAAUGUGCCCCCUGAAGAUCAGGAUGGUUCUGGAGAUGACUCUGACAACUUUUCUGGCUCAGGUGCAGGUGCUUCUCAAGAUAUCACCUUAACGCAGCAGACCCCCUCCACCGGGAAAGACAUGUGGCUCCUGACAACCACAUCGACAGCUCCAGAGCCCACUGGCUUGGAGCCCAUAGCAACCUCCACCUCCAUCCUGCUGCCUGGAGUGGGGCCCGAGGAGAAAGAGGCUAUAGUCCUGGCAGAAGCAGAGCCUGGCCUCACUGGCCAGGAGCAGGAGGCCACCCUCCCACCCAAGGAGACCACGCAGUUCUCAACCACCCAUCGGGCCACAACAGCCAGAGCCACCACAGCCCAGGCACCUGUCACCUCCCACUUCCAUAGGGAAAUGCAGCCUGACCACCACGAGACCUCAGCUUCUGCAGGACCUGGCCAAGCGGACCCUUACAUUCCCAGUGUAGAGGACAGAGGUCGUUCUGCCACUGAGAGGGCUCCUGAGGAUGGAGUUUCCAGUCAGUUCCCAGGGGGAGAGGGCUCAGGGGAGCAGGACUUCACCUUUGAAACUUCUGCAGAGAACACAGCUGUGGUGACUGAGAAGGCUGUGGAACCUGACCACAGGAAUCAGUUCCCAGAGAAGGAAGGGGCCACGGGGGCCUCUCAGAGUCUCCUGGACAGGAAGGAGGUACUGGGAGGGGUCAUUGCUGGAGGCCUGGUGGGGCUUAUCUUCGCUGUGUGCCUGGUGGGCUUUGUCCUAUACCGCAUGAAGAAGAAGGAUGAGGGCAGCUACUCCCUGGAGGAGCCAAAGCAAGCCAACGGCGGUGCCUACCAGAAGCCCACCAAGCAGGAGGAGUUCUACGCCUGACAGGGGCACCGUCCUCCCCCUCUCCCACCACUCACUAGGCCCCCACUUUUCUCUUCUGUGAAGAACUGCAGGCCCUGGCCCCCUGCUGCCACGCCACCUUCCCAGCACUCCGGCCCGCCGGCUGCUCUCUGCCCACGGAGUCCUGGGGUGCACGGGGAGCUCCACUCUGCUUCUCUGACUUCUGCCUGCAGACUUGGGGCACAGAGGGUUUCUUGCAUAUGAUCUUGCUACCAUAGCUGGCGCCUGGCGUCAUACUGUUCUGACUUGGUUUCCCCUAAGUGGAGCAGCUCCUCCCCAGGCCCAGCUCUGGAGAGAAAGGGGACCCAACUGAGUUGGAUCUGGAUGGCCCUCUGUGGGUGGCGGCUUUGGGCUAAUACAUCUAGAGCACUUACUGGUAGAUCCAACAGUCUGGGGGGUCUUUGACCACUGAGUGGCUGGAGAGGGCAGUUCAGGGCUUCUUCAGAGUUCAUGCUGUUUCAUGGGGAAGUUGAAUUUAGGUAUCAAUUUGGUUUUGCACAUGUUCCCUCUGGUUUCUUUGUUCAUAGCCCCAGUAGACCUUUGUUACUUCUGAGGUAAGUUGACUUGGUAUCCCCCUUCUUGCUUCCCUAAUCUAUAGUCCGGAGACAGCAUCAGGGUUAAGAAGGUUUUUUUUUUUUUUUUUUUUUAAACUAGGAGAACCAAAUCUGGAAGCCAAAAUGUAGGCUUAGUUUGUGUGUUGUCUUGGAGUUUGUCACUCAUGUGUGCAACAGGGUAUGGACUGUCUCUGUCUGGUGGCCCCAUUUUGGGUGGCCUAUUGGUGGGCUGGCCAGUCCCUACUGCCAUGGGGCCACCCCUACUUUUGAGCAGUGGUGCCUGUGACCUUGAGCUCAUGGCCACACUGUGGCUUGUGCUGCCGUGACAUUGGAGGAGCCCGUGUGAAGUGAAUGGUGGAGGCACAUGCUGGGUAUGGAGAAAGGACCUCAGAGUGGGUGAGUGGGUAGCAGUGGCCCAGAGACUCUCUUGCAGACCUUGCCCCUCCUGCCUUGAGCACCCUAUCUGGGGGAUGCUUCCUGUUGAAAGUUGACAAGAGGUGUCUUGGGCACAGCUAACUCUAUGCCUCCAUCAAGGACCAGGUUCACCCUUAGCUCCUGUGGCCCUGCCCUGGGCUGGAAUCAGGAAUGUUUUCCAAAGAGUAAUCGUCUUUUGCUUUGGCAAAACUCUACUUAAUCCAAUGGGUUUUUCCCUGUACAGUAGAUUUUCCAAAUGUAAUAAACUUUAAUAUAAAGUAGCCCUGUGAUCUCUACCGCCUUCUUCUUCUUUCCUCUGUGCUUUGUGUAGACGUGACCAGACUUUUCUGCAAACACCAACGUAUUGGGAAACUUGGCUGGCAUCUCUGUGCCUUCAUUUUUCCCAGGUGGAGGGAUUCUGAGUCCAGAGUCCCUCUGGUUUAUUUGUCUUGUUUUGACUGAAAUUCUUCUGGAGGUUGGUAGGUUCAGCCAAGGCUUUAUAAGGCCCGAUUUCAACUUCUGUGUUGCUGAGCUUGAAACCCCAUCUUCUAAAUGGCUAAAGAAGGUGGGUGGCUCUGCACAGCUUGACCUGAGGCUGCUGGCCCGGAUGGAGAUGUGGAACCGAGGCCUGCCUCACACACACUUUGGACAGCACACUUCCUCUGGGACCAGAGGCCUCCAACCCAGGGCUCCCGGGUACUCCUGCACUUGCUUAUUUAAUUUGACAAUGUUCCAGCGGCUCUGUUGGCCACUCCAAGAGGUGGGCUGGUCUGUGGAUCAGAGACAUACCGCCAAACGGGGGCAACUAUGCCCUUUGUUCAAUACUGGGACUUUCUGCCCGGAGUGUAUGACUGGACAUGGCUUGGGGGGGAGGGGUUUGUGACCAUGCUCAUCUAGUGGUCUGUGGGACGGCGCCCCGGCCUUUGGCUGGGCCCAUUCGUGUAACUGCAAUAAAUGGUACUUGUCAUUUUGGGCAA
Otolemur garnettii (small-eared galago) is the source of this 3164-nucleotide messenger RNA. RefSeq names its product syndecan 1 (gene SDC1). Lineage: Eukaryota; Metazoa; Chordata; Mammalia; Primates; Galagidae. Gene Ontology annotation, cellular component: cell surface; membrane. The transcript has 5 exons. Gene Ontology annotation, biological process: cell migration. The coding region runs from base 260 to 1201 and encodes 313 amino acids. The record is from RefSeq and is a predicted model, not a curated record.